This is a messenger RNA of Tarenaya hassleriana, 1661 nucleotides long. RefSeq lists its product as uncharacterized. The coding region runs from base 64 to 1485 and encodes 473 amino acids. Gene Ontology annotation, biological process: lipid metabolic process. The record is from RefSeq and is a predicted model, not a curated record. The transcript is spliced from 6 exons. Gene Ontology annotation, molecular function: triacylglycerol lipase activity. Lineage: Eukaryota; Viridiplantae; Streptophyta; Magnoliopsida; Brassicales; Cleomaceae.
UUCUCUUUUCCUCUCCACCUAUUUCUUUGAUCAAAUACUCUUUCCAAGUUUGGUUUUGUAAGAAUGUCCGAACCCGAAAUGAAAUUCACCAAAAAUUAUUUCUUGGUCGAUCCGAACAAAGCCAGCUUUCUCGAUCUGCUACUCGUUUUGUUCACAUCCGAUCUAUCGAAGAGAAAGUUCGUAGACUCUCCACCCGAGACUCUUGGAACUAGCCGAAGCACUUUCACGAGCAGAUUUAUCAUUUUCGCCGCGGUUGUUGUCCAAAAAAUCCUCAUUUUCUUGAGAAAACCGCUUGCGAAAUUGGGUGGUGCUUUUACCUUUUGGCUUAAUCUUCUCGAUAACAAUGGAGGGUUCUUCAAGUUGAUAGUACACCUUUUGACUGGAAAAGUGGUGUGGCCGAAGGAAUCAUCGGCAACGUACACGUCGUUCAUCGGAUCCUCGGACAGGAGAGUGGAGUUAGAUGCUAAGAUGAACGUUGGUUCGGAAGAGUACAAGUCCAUGCUGUCCCUCAUGGCUGCAAAGGUUGCGUACGAGAAUCAAGCUUUCACCACUUCCACGGUCCGAAACCAUUGGAAGAUGGAGUAUUUGGAUUUCUACGAGUGUUACAACGCGUACCAAGAACUUAAGCUCACGGAAGCAUUCAUGUUCAAAGCUUCGGAUUCGAAUCUCAUUGUCGUUAGUUUCAGAGGAACAGAACCUUUCAACUCUGAUGAUUGGUGCAGCGAUCUCGAUAUCUCAUGGUACGAAUUAAAGAACGUGGGAAAAGUCCAUGCAGGGUUCAUGAAAGCCCUAGGCCUUCAAAAGAACGGAUGGCCUAAAGAGAUAAUUCAACUCUUGAACAAAUACGCUUACUACGCGAUCCGACAAAAGCUAAGAGACAUGUUCAUCUUGGACAAGACGUCAAAGUUCAUAUUGACCGGGCAUAGCCUCGGUGCUGCGUUGGCCGCUUUGUUUCCCGCGGUUUUGGCGAUCCAUGGCGAGGACAAGCUGUUGGAUCGGUGUGAGGGAGUUUACACGUUCGGACAGCCGAGGGUUGGAGAUGAACAAUUCGGGGAAUUCAUGAAGGGUGUUAUGAACAAGCAUGAUAUCAAGUACAAGAGAUUCGUGUAUUGCAAUGACUUGGUGCCAAGAAUUCCCUUUGACGACACUAUGUUGUUCGGGUUCAAGCACUAUGGACCUUGCAUUUACUUCAAUACUCUCUACAAAGGGAGGGUGUGUGAGGAUCAACCGAACAAAAACUACUUUUCUAUAUUGUGGUUCAUACCAAAGUUAUUAACCGCGGUUUGGGAGCUUAUAAGGAGCUUCAUAAUACCGUUUUGGAAGGGAAAAGACUUCAAAGAGAAUUGGUUGAUGAGGCUUAUUAGGGUUAUGGGUUUGCUGCUUCCGGGUGCAUCCGACCAUUUCCCUUGCGACUACGUAAGUUCCAUGCGUCUCGGAGGUUUGCCUCAAUCAUCUCCGGACGAGAAGUUAUCCCUCAUUGUCUGAAGACAAAAGAUCAAGCAAAAGAAUCUGCAAAAAGUCUUUUUAUCUUAUGAUUACGAGUUUGAUGUCUGAAAUAAAUGUCGAGUUUGUCAUAAGAACUUUAUUGGUCGGUUGAAUAAUUGUUCGGUCUUUUACUUGGUUUCUAUCCGCUAAUUAAGAACAACCUUUAGCAUUUUAAA